GUUAUCCAUGUUUCCAAACAGUAUUAUUUUUUAACUACUAUCCAUAUUGUCAAACAAUCUCAAUGUGUACUUCAACUUUAAUAAUAUAGAUGGUGAAUAGAAGAAAUAGUUAUUUUUGGAAUGAAAAUCAAAAAUAAAAUUAUAAAUGAGAUGGAAAAAGGAACUAAAUUGUUAGUAAAAUACAUUCAUCACGUUUGAGAUACGAAGAAGUAUUUGUCUUUUCAUUUAGAAAAUAAUAUAUAGAAUUGUUUUUAACUUUAUUCAAUAACUGAUUAAUUGAUUUUAAUUUCUAAAACAAUUUUAUAUUCUAAAUAAAAUUAUUCCAGAAAGAUAUCUUCCAACUUUAGUUUGUUAAAAUAUGAAAAAAAAUUGUGAAACCAAAUCGGUUUGAUUGGACCAGAUAUUGAACCGGGCACAUUGGAACUGCUGUUUUCUUUUGGCUAAAGGACUAUAUUCAUUAACCAAUUGCCAAACUUACACAGGCUUUAUUAUCAACCUCGAAGGAUUAAAUGACAAAGAUAAAAAAAAUUUAAAAAUUAUAAAUGUGAUGUGUAAUUAUAAAUAUCAAAAUGCAAAUAAAAAUAUAUAACUUUAAAUUUGAAGUUUUGAAGUUGCGUUUUGGAGAGAGAAAAAAAUUUCGUAUAGUGUUUUAUAGAUGCUCAUGAGGGACAUUAGCUCAAAACGGAAAAAUAAUCACAUUGCGUUUCUUCAAUUUGGUCAUUACUUAUUUUAUUGGUUAACUGGUUAACUUAAACAACUACUAUUAAACUUUAUUCUAUACCGUAGACGCGCAUAUUCAACGCAUGGAAAUAAGGUAUAAGAUAUAUGCUAAUUAGAAUCUUUAGUACUCGUUAAGUAACUUACAUUUGGUGUUAAGUUUUUCAAUGAUUACUAUAAUCCAGUAUAUACAAAACAAUGUAUACUGAACGUUGCAAAUUGUUAUAAAAUAAUGAAUAUGGCAGAUGGAUGGAAUUUUGCGGUCUUUUCUCCUAAAUUUUACUAAUUCUUUUUUUGUCAGCUAUUGAUAUUUUUAUCUCAAAAUUGUACGAAACGGAUAAAUAUAUAUAUUCAAAUUUUAACAAAACGUUUUAAACACUGACGUAUCUGUUUCGUUUUGGAGUUUACCAAUAAUACACUGUCACAUAUGUUUGGAUAUGGUUCAUGGUGGAGUAAACGGAUCACGGGUUAUCUUUUCCCACUGGCCACUGGGGCCGCGGUGGCAGCCUAGCUAGCUGUUUUUGGCCUCUAAGGAUCUUAAGAGACAACUCGGGGUUUGAUCGAAGAUUAAGAAAAUAACAAUUUAGGAUAUUUUCAAUUUUAGUGUUAUAUAUAUAAUAGACCAACGCCAAGAUUUUCCGUCUAUGUCUAGCAUCUGAGAUGGCUACAAACUUCAAGCCACACUUACCAAUUAUCGUGUUGUUGCAGACAUCAGUCCUUUACUUGUCAAAUGCGCAGCCUGCAAAUGCGAUGAUCCCGACAUGAUGGACGAUACUGGCGUGGCGAAGGUCGUCCGAAAACUAGACCGGGCUUGUCGGGACGUCGGAUUCUUCUACGUGAUUGGUCAUGGAAUUUCGGAGAGUCUUAUGAGGAAGGUGAAAGAGAUGACACAUCGAUUCUUCGAGCUUCCAUAUGAGGAGAAACUUAAGAUCAAGAUUACUCCAGCAGCUGGAUAUAGAGGAUAUCAGAAAAUUGGAGUGAACUACACGAGCGGGAAACAAGAUUUCCACGAAGCAAUUGAUUGUUACAGAGAGUUCAAGCAAGGAAAGUAUGGGGAAACUGGAAAGGUCUUGGAAGGGUUAAACCAGUGGCCAGAAAAUCCUCAAGAGUACAAAGGGUUGAUGGAUGAGUAUAUUAAUUUAUGCACAGAUCUCUCUAGAAACAUCCUAAGAGGAAUCUCCUUAGCUCUUGGUGGAUCACCUUAUGAAUUUGAGGGAGAAAUGGUUGGGGAUCCUUUUUGGGUAAUGCGUAUUAUUGGUUAUCCAGGUGUAAACCAAGAAAAUGUUAUCGGAUGUGGAGCUCACACUGACUAUGGUUUGUUGACGCUUAUAAAUCAAGACGAUGAUAAAACUGCUCUUCAGGUGAAAAACUUGGCUGGUGAUUGGGUAUCAGCUAUUCCAAUCCCUGGAUCAUUUAUUUGUAACAUCGGUGACAUGUUAAAGGUUUUGUUUGUUCUCUCUCUCUUUCUCUUUUUCGUUGUGACAAUUCUCGAAAACAUUUGGGAAUCAUAUAUGCAGAUACUUUCAAAUGGAGUAUACGAAUCCACACUUCAUAGAGUGAUCAAUAACUCUCCUCUAUGCCGUGUAUGCAUCGCUUUCUUCUACGAGACUAACUUUGACGCGAUGGUUGAGCCACUGGAUGUCUUCAAAGAGAAGUAUCCAGGAGAUAAAAGAUCUGAAGUUUCCAAAAGAGUUGUAUAUGGAGAGCAUCUCGUUAGCAAAGUCCAGACCACCUUCGCAAAUUUAUUGGAAUACAGUUAAUUUGAUUGGUUUUUCUUUCGGGCUGGAUUUCGGAUUCUAAUAAAUAAUGUUACUAUAUAAUUUGUUACAAAAUAUAUCUAUGUAUUAUGUUUACUAAAUAUAUCCCCUGAUCAUACACAUAUAUAAAAACUUAUAAAUUAUCUUUU
This is a messenger RNA of Brassica rapa (field mustard), 2623 nucleotides long. Its product is annotated as probable 2-oxoglutarate-dependent dioxygenase At3g49630. The record is from RefSeq and is a predicted model, not a curated record. NCBI's taxonomy places the organism in Eukaryota, Viridiplantae, Streptophyta, Magnoliopsida, Brassicales, Brassicaceae.